Molecule: messenger RNA, 1789 nt
Organism: Zophobas morio
Lineage: Eukaryota; Metazoa; Arthropoda; Insecta; Coleoptera; Tenebrionidae
Product: sodium/nucleoside cotransporter 1-like
Exons: 18
Coding region: 1-1716 (571 amino acids)
Biological process (GO): nucleoside transmembrane transport
Cellular component (GO): plasma membrane
Molecular function (GO): nucleoside transmembrane transporter activity; symporter activity
Source: RefSeq, a predicted model, not a curated record
AUGGCCGGUGAGGGUGUAGGCCCUCAAGCCAAGUUGACUGCCUCGGGGUCUUUAAAAAUUUACGAGCCCUUUGAUCCUGAAGAUGUUAAAAAAAAAAAUCGUUCCUCCAUCCAAGUUUUUUCAUUUUUUCAUUCCUUAAAAUUCUUUUUUAUUAAACACAAGAGCAAAAUAUGGUUGGCGUUUAAGUUCUUUUUGCUUCUAGGCUGGUUUGUUUUUUUAAUUUUUGCCUUUCUUCACAAAAAAACCCCCACCGUUUGGGGCCUCUUUGGAUUUACUAUAUUUUGCAUAGCCUUAUUUAUUUUUAAACACUAUGCGUGGCUUCGGGUUCGCCCUUCCCUUCACACUGUAAAGAAAAAGUUAGAUCGUGUCUUUUUAAAGCAUCCUUGGCCCACUAAACUUUGUUUGCUUGCUCUAUUGCUUGCUCUUUUUUUAGUAUUACUUAUUAUUGUGAUGGAAGUUCGAACGAACCCUACAAAGUUAAUCCCCGUGGCAGGAUUUUUCUUUUUAGUUUUUCUUAUGUGGGCGUGUAGUGUACAUCCAUUUCGAGUGAAUUGGAGACCCGUUAUUGCUGGUUUUACUUUUCAAAUUUUACUUGCUAUUUUUGUUUUAAAAACCAAACCUGGCCGCUAUCUGUUUUUGUGGCUUGGCCGCGCGUUUCAGCGGUUUGUGUCUUUCGCGGAUAAGGGUUCCACUACGGUCUAUGGUUUUUUAGCUGAAAGACACAUAUUUUAUUUUUCGGCGCUUCCCGUCGUUAUCUUCUGUUCUUCGGUGGUUUCUACUUUGUACCACUUUGGAGCCAUUCAGUGGUUCUGUAAAAACGUAACGGUCUUGUUUCGCUUUAUCAUCGGUACCAGCAGCCACGAGACUCUUACUGCUUUUGCAAACAUCAUGUUGUCUAUGACGGAGGCGCCUCUCCUUGUGCGGCCCUACCUUCCCACCUUGACCCGCUCUGAACUUUUUUGCAUCAUGACGAGUGGAUUCGCAACGUCAUCGGUUUCCUUGCUGGGAGCUUACAAUCAGCAGGGCGCGCCUUUCUACCACCUGAUAACCUCCUUUUUUAUGGCGUGCCCUGCAUCUCUUGCGGUUUCGAAGCUGCUUUACCCUGAAACGGAGGAUCAAAGCAAAGACCAAGAGAAAUUGACUGCUGAGGAUGAGGAGAAAGAGAAAAAGUGUAUAAACUUUAUUGAAGCUGCCGCUAAAGGCGCGGUGGAUGCAGCUCCUGUUAUUCUGAAUAUAGCGGCUGUCAUGAUAGCCUUUGUUUCAUUGAUAGCAUUAGUCAACUUCUUCCUUCGAUCUGCUGGGGACCUCGUCGGAGUCCCCGGCUUUUCCCUUCAGAAAAUCUUUCAGUAUCUGCUGUAUCCCUUCUGCGUUAUUGUUGGGAUCCCCCCGGAGCACUGCCUUACAGUUGCAGCGUUGCUGGGCUUGAAGUUGACCGGCAACGAACUCAUUGCUUUAGAAGAGCUUGCUCAGAAUCGCCAGAGUUCGAGUCUCAUCUCCGAGAAGUCGUUUAUCCUCGCCAUCUACGCGUUGUGCUCGUUUGCCAAUCUCGGAUCUAUGGGCAUUCAGCUCGGAUUUUUUUCCUGCUUUGCUCCUCAGAAAGUUUCCUUUGUAUCAAAGAAUCUACUCAAGGCUAUGCUAGCUGGUCAACUUGUAAAUAUGCUGAAUGUUGCACUUGUUAGUAUGAUGUUUAAUGACGCUCUGCUCUUUGGUCUUUAGGCUUUAUGUAAUAAAUCUGAAUGCACACUACUUUAAAGCAGCGGGAGACUUUUGUUAUAUAUUGGAGAGCUUU